AACAUAAAGGGAAAAAUAAUAAGAAAUGUAAAAAUGGCAACAUAACAUAUCACCCCUUUCGAGUAGGCAGGGUAAUCAACUGAACCUUCGCCGUUCAACUUCCCAAGAUAAAACAUUUACAUACUUUUGGUCCAGUCGCCCGCUCGUGCAACAAAAAAUGAUGCCCGGUGCAUUUUCCAGCGUUCGAGCUCUCCUCUCCUGUAGAGGAGGCAGCAGCAUCGCGGGCUCCGCGCUGGCCAAUCAGCUCGUCCCAAGGGCGGCCGUCCACCAAUCAGCAGCUCUGCUUUCGAAAGAGCGGAAACUCAACCAGCCCAUGACAGCCCUGAAGAUGGCGAGGCCAGGCGGUAUAGCGUCUUUCAUGCGUCUCCCCAUCCAAGAAGGAACUGAAGGUCUAGACGCUUGCUUCGUUGGCGUCCCGCUGGACACAGGGACAUCGAACAAAAGCGGAGCCCGCUUCGGACCUCGCCAGAUACGCUGCGAGUCUCCCUUGAGGCCCAGUAACCAGGGUACCGGAGUGAAUCCCUUCCUCAGCCUCAAUGUGGCAGAUGUGGGCGACGUCUGGGUGAAUCUCUUCGAUCUGCCAGAAGCAUGCAAGAAAAUACGUGAUCAGUACAGGGAGAUCAUCAAGAAUGGCUGUAUACCACUAUCCAUGGGAGGUGACCAUACCAUAUCUUACCCAAUCCUGCAGGCCAUAGCGGAAAAAUAUGGUCCAGUUGGGCUCAUCCACGUGGACGCUCACCCAGACCUUCAGGAUGAGGUCCUGGGUAGUCCCAUCGGCCAUGGCACCCCGUUUAAAAGAGCAUACGAUGAAGGGCUCCUUGACUGCCCUCGUGUCAUCCAGAUUGGCCUAAGAGGAACUGGGUACAGUCCGGACGACUGUGACAUCGGAAGAAGUUUGGGCUUCCGGGUCGUGGACGCAUACCAAUGCUGGCACAAGAGUCUGGCCCCUCUUAUGGAAGAAGUCAGACAGCAGAUGGGUGAUGGACCGGUCUACCUUUCCUUCGACAUAGAUUCUAUAGACCCUGGCUUCUGUCCCGGCACAGGUACACCCGAGAUGGGAGGGCUGACCCCAAUCCAAGCGCUUGAGAUUGUCAGAGGCUGCAGAGGCAUCAACUUAGUUGGCUGUGAUUUAGUGGAGGUCUCACCACCAUACGACUUCGAAGGCAUCACGGCGGCAACGGGAGCCCAUCUUCUCUUCGAGAUGCUGUGCGUUCUACCAGGGACCAAGAGUCAGCGAUGAAAGCGUUUUUGUUCCGUCUUCCAGACUCCUUGAACGUAGCCUGUAGAUUUUCACCCAAGGAUGACGGGGAAGAAGAAGAAAGCAAACUUCUAGCGAUUAAUCAUCGAAAGCUUUCUACUGUAUAUAUUUUAAAUAACAAAAUCAAACAGGCUUACUACUGUUGAUUUA
Messenger RNA from Macrobrachium nipponense, 1408 nucleotides. Its product is annotated as agmatinase, mitochondrial-like. Lineage: Eukaryota; Metazoa; Arthropoda; Malacostraca; Decapoda; Palaemonidae. Bases 158 to 1240 code for a protein of 360 amino acids. The record is from RefSeq and is a predicted model, not a curated record. The transcript is spliced from 8 exons. Gene Ontology annotation, molecular function: metal ion binding; agmatinase activity.